Molecule: messenger RNA, 831 nt
Organism: Kwoniella botswanensis
Lineage: Eukaryota; Fungi; Basidiomycota; Tremellomycetes; Tremellales; Cryptococcaceae
Exons: 6
Coding region: 1-831 (276 amino acids)
Cellular component (GO): cytoskeleton
Molecular function (GO): actin filament binding
Source: RefSeq, a predicted model, not a curated record
AUGGUAUCGACCACAUCUGCGUCUGCCCCCACAGCCGAUCUAUCAUUCGAUUUUGGGCCUCCCCCACCUACAUUUGCCGAUAAGUAUGCUGAACGAGAAUAUGUGAAGGAGAGAUUGGCUCUGGCUUAUAGGGUCAUUGCUAGGGAAGGGAUGUGUGAAGGAGCUUCUGGCCAUCUGACAUCGAGAGAUCCCGUUGACAGGGAAUGCUUUUGGGUUAACCCAUACGGCCUUCAUUUCUCACGAAUGACCUCUUCCGAUCUCCUUCUAGUAGAUCACCACGGUAAAAUCGUAGCAGGUGGUAAACCUCAUCAACAGCGAUACAACGCAGCGGCUUUCAUCAUCCAUUCUGCGAUCCAUGCCGCUCGACCAGAAGUAGACUCGGUCGUCCAUACCCACUCACCAUACGGUAAAGCCUUCUCGACCUUGGGUAGAAACUUACCUUUUUACUCGCAAGAUUCUGCUGUGUUCUAUAACGAUGUUGAACUAUACGAUAAUCACAAUGGUGUUGUGUUAUCGAAGAACGAGUCGCAGAUGAUAAUCGAUAAGAUAGGUGGUAAGAAGGCUUUGAUCAUGCAAAAUCAUGGCUUGUUGACUGUUGGAGGAUGUAUCGAAAGUGCUGUUGCUUGGUUCAUGCUGCUGGAGAAUGAAUGCAGGACGAUCUUGACUGCUGAAGCGGCUGCUGCUAUGGCCGGAUCUAAACCCAUAAGCAUUUCUAACGAAGUAGCAGAAUUCACGCAACGAGAGAUCGGUACUGAGGAAGCUGGAAGAUUCGAAGCAUUACCAUUUUUCGACUUGGUGGAAGAGGAAUGCGGAGGCGCGCAUAGGAAGUAG